Molecule: messenger RNA, 885 nt
Organism: Parastagonospora nodorum SN15
Lineage: Eukaryota; Fungi; Ascomycota; Dothideomycetes; Pleosporales; Phaeosphaeriaceae
Exons: 4
Coding region: 1-885 (294 amino acids)
Biological process (GO): mitochondrial respiratory chain complex IV assembly; intracellular copper ion homeostasis
Cellular component (GO): mitochondrial inner membrane
Molecular function (GO): copper chaperone activity; copper ion binding
Source: RefSeq, a predicted model, not a curated record
AUGUCUGCACCGUGCAGACUUGUCAUGGGCGCGACAAGGGCCCUCGAAACUACCGCCGUGCCACGCAUUGCCCGCCGAACCAUCGCCUCUAUACCUGCGCGAACCGCACCGAAAUGUCUGAGGCAGCCACAUAUACAGGCUGGGCAGAGCUCCCAGCGGUCCUUUACACAAUCUGCAUCUCGCAAUAAACUCAAGACCAUUGAUCAGAUUAAAGCACGAAACCGUGGCGGGCCCUUCAAUCUUACAGCCGCUAUCCUCUUCGUCGCUUCCGGCGCUGGCCUCUGGGCCUACUUCACAUACGAGAAGGAGCGCAUGGCACGCAAGCGAAUAGCCGACCAGACCAAGGGCAUCGGCAAGCCGAAGGUCGGCGGGCCGUUCCAGCUUGUUGAUCAAGACGGGAAUGCAUUCACUUCGGACGACAUGUUGGGGAAGUACUCGUUGGUGUACUUCGGCUUCACACACUGCCCCGACAUCUGCCCGGACGAACUCGACAAAAUGGCCCUCAUGUACGACAAGGUGGUGGAGCAGUGCGGUAGAGUCCUGCUCCCGAUCAUGAUUACGUGCGACCCCGCGCGCGACGAGCCGAAAGUGCUCAAGGACUAUUUGCACGAAUUCCACCCGGACUUUAUCGGCUUGACGGGCGCAUACGAACAGAUCAAGAACGUGUGCAAGGCGUAUCGUGUGUACUUUAGCACGCCGAGUAGUGUGAAGCCUGGCGAGGAUUAUCUCGUGGAUCAUAGUAUUUACUUUUAUUUGAUGGAUCCGGAAGGCGAUUUUGUGGAAGCCAUAGGACGAAACUUUACGGCGGAUCAGGCGGCGAAGAUCAUGAUUGAUCAUAUCAAGGACUGGGAGAAGCCGUUGAAGAAGGCGGAGAGAUGGAAUUGA